AUGACGACGUCAAAAGAAGACUUCAGCAACGAAGAUAACAAUGUGGAAGGUGACACACGCAACAAUAAUAUAAGAUUAUUGCAAGCAACAGACGAACAAGCAGGAUUGAACAAUAGCAUUCGACGGCGCCAACGAAGUACUACUCACGAUCCAGAGAGCGCUGUUGAUACAGAUAAGCAAAUAGUUCAUGCUAGUGCGCUUGAUGACAGUGAUGAUGAAGAGGAGGAAAAGCAAGACAAGCGAUUCGCCAAAGAGACAAUGACUGAGAAUGUAUUUAGUCUCAUCUACAUUUCUCCUGUUGACUCUUCUGCAUUUUGGCUUGGAAUAUUUGUGUCACUCUUCCAAAUAGUAAUGCCUUCAUUGGCGCUCCUUGACUUGAUCAUUUUCAGCGACGACAAGAACCCGCUUCAGGUACCCAAUAGCGUGUCUUUGCAGGUCAGAAUCAUUGGAGCAAUGGCCUUGAUUCUUGCAGUAUCGCAAUACUGGGACUUUAUGGAGGCAGUGGAUCGAAUCGGUCAUGGUCCUCCGCCUCGGUCAUCACCAUACACUCCAGUUGGAGCAACUGACUGGAAAUUCUAUCUAGCCUACACCAUGCAAUUUAUCAUGGGCACACUAUUCAUCAUUACGAUAUUCACCCUGGUGGUUCAGUCGACCACGGUGGUCGGCAUGUUUCUCAAUUUUGCAGCUUUGGAGUUUAUCACUCACGUCGAUGACGUUGCCUUUGCUCUGGGCAAGCGUGGAUACUUUACCGACUCGAUCAAAGUAGCAUGUGAGGAGGUGGAGGGAAUGGUAUUUUUGCGAAAAAAGGGCGGACGGAUCUCUCGUCGAUUUCAAAUUCUCAUCAUUACGGGCUCGGUUCUGGGAAUGUUUGGACUCAUCAUGCUGCAAGAGGAGAAGGGCCAGUUUGACUGUAGGCGUAUUGAAGUACAGUUUGGUGACGGUUUUAUCACUUUAUUGCAAGUCUUUUCAGGCAUUUACACCUAUCAACGAGAUUUUUAUGAUGGACGGCCGGUCUACAUGGAUGAACGGCGGCGAGCAGUCUUUCGAUAUUGUGCCAAUGGCGACGGCGGCAUCUUUAGUUUUGCCGAGAGCGGAUAUUGGGUCUUCAAUGUCCGUCCCGAUGAAAACUCGCCCAUUGAAGAGAUGUGCACCAACUACAUGGCGAGAUCUCCCGACACGAAGGGAUAUGACAUUUUAGAGCAACCAGGCAACCGGUGGCUGGCAAAACAUCGUCUUACAGACUCGGUAGAAUACUUGACAGAUUACUUCAACAUUAUUUGCGCUGAUUGUGAUGCAUCUACUUGCAAUGGUGAAUGUGUCAAUGACGAAUGCCUUUGCCUUGAAUCUGGACGCUUUGGUACACACUGCCAAUUCACCGAGCCGCCGUGCGUGGAGACGGAUUAUGAUCGUCGGACGAGCCCAUUUUCGGGAGCUGGUAGUACAUACAGCUCUGACUACUACCUAAUGAGGAAUAGCGGAAACGAGAUUGCCUUUUCAUACAACAGGCCCAUCUACAGCUAUGUCAUUGGAGAUGAUGAAGUGGACAUUCUAAUGAAUCUAGGGAGACGAUAUUUCAUGUUCUAUUUGACGCCUUCCAUGAUUGAUGGCGUACAGGAUGCCUACCAAGACGGCGCAUUGCUCGCGGAUUACCUGGAGCAAGUACAUCCUUAUUACGAUUGGAUAGAGCCAGAAUUUGUAUAUGGACAAAACGGGACUACACCAUUCCAUCGUGCGGUCUUUGUGAGUGACCCCAUUGACAUUGGUACUGCCACUGAUAAUAUCUCUCCUCUGGGUCUAUCGUGGGCUCGGGUGAAUCGACUGGAGCUCAACUCCGAGAACUACUUUGAUAUUUUCCUGCGUGGAGGCAGCAUUGAUACAGUGCUACUGUGUGCCACAUGUUCCAAGAAUGCUCCUUGUUUGAACAAUGGCAUGUGUAAUGCGAAUAGUAACUUUUGUGAAUGCAGCUUUGGAACCACAGGCCGACUGUGUGAGAAGGACUGCUACGAGGUUCCAGAUAGCAAGUAUUGCCCUCGCUGCUUUGCCGAUUAUACUUUUGACAGCCGAUGUGAGCUGGAAUGCUAUAGCAACCCACGAGCAUCAGACUGUCCCGAUUGUCGGAACAAUCCAGAGGCGCCAGGGUGUGUUGAUUGCUUUCAGAAUUUCACCGCACCUGGUUGCAAGGGCGAGCGACGGUUUUGA
Molecule: messenger RNA, 2199 nt
Organism: Cylindrotheca closterium
Lineage: Eukaryota; Bacillariophyta; Bacillariophyceae; Bacillariales; Bacillariaceae
Source: the annotation of a GenBank genome assembly